This is a messenger RNA of Carlito syrichta (Philippine tarsier), 1629 nucleotides long. RefSeq names its product small nuclear ribonucleoprotein polypeptide A (gene SNRPA). Gene Ontology annotation, molecular function: U1 snRNA binding. NCBI's taxonomy places the organism in Eukaryota, Metazoa, Chordata, Mammalia, Primates, Tarsiidae. The transcript is spliced from 6 exons. Gene Ontology annotation, biological process: mRNA splicing, via spliceosome. The record is from RefSeq and is a predicted model, not a curated record. Gene Ontology annotation, cellular component: U1 snRNP. The coding region runs from base 564 to 1412 and encodes 282 amino acids.
GGGCCAGGAGAGAAACCCUUGUGGUCUGCUCUCAGGAACGUAGCCGGCGUCACUUCGGAGAACAGUGGCCCCGUCAGAAAGUAAGUUCUGGUGGGGGCGACCAUCGGAGACGAGUGGGCGGUGCACUUCGCGCACGGGCCUUCCCGCGCCCGUCUCGGAAAACUUGCUGCGCAGGGCCAGGGCUCCCAGAACGGGUCCCUCUUUCCUUAACGGACUCUCACAUCCGGGUUUUUUUCCUCCCUGGCCGCCUCUUGGGCGCGUGGGCCAAUGGGAAACCGCCAUUUAGUACGUCCCGCCUACUGUGUCGCGUAGAGCAUCCUGGAACUCGUAGUAAAUCUCUCGAGAGUUCCCCCGGCACGCGGGCAAGAGAAGCGGCGUUCCUACGCACGUUUUGUCGCCCAAGCCGUUCCUCCAUUCUUCUCACUCCGGUCUUACCGGACUUCCGCUAGGAAGGAAGAUCCUCGAGCAGCCGGUUCAGCCAGCGUCGGGACAAAGCGUCUGGAGAAACCCGGGGCUAAAAUCGCGUUUUUCCUCCUUGAAGCCCUACCUCGGUUCUUCACUCCAUGGCCGUUCCCGAGACGCGCCCCAACCACACUAUUUAUAUCAACAACCUCAAUGAGAAGAUCAAGAAGGAUGAGCUAAAGAAGUCCCUGUACGCCAUCUUCUCCCAAUUUGGCCAGAUCCUGGAUAUCCUGGUGUCACGGAGCCUGAAGAUGAGAGGCCAGGCGUUUGUCAUCUUUAAGGAAGUCAGCAGUGCCACCAAUGCUCUGCGCUCCAUGCAGGGUUUCCCUUUCUACGAUAAGCCCAUGCGCAUCCAGUAUGCCAAGACCGACUCAGAUAUCAUUGCCAAGAUGAAGGGCACCUUUGUGGAGCGUGACCGCAAGCGGGAGAAGAGGAAGCCCAAGAGCCAGGAGACCCCAGCUUCGAAGAAGGCUGUGCAGGGUGGAGCAGCCACCCCUGUGGUGGGAGCUGUCCAGGGACCUGUCCCGGGCAUGCCACCAAUGACUCAGGCACCCCGCAUCAUGCACCACAUGCCUGGCCAACCGCCCUACAUGCCACCUCCUGGCAUGAUCCCACCACCAGGCCUUGCACCUGGCCAGAUCCCACCAGGGGCCAUGCCUCCACAGCAGCUCAUGCCGGGACAGAUGCCACCUGCCCAACCUCUUUCCGAGAAUCCGCCGAAUCAUAUCUUGUUCCUCACCAACCUGCCAGAAGAGACCAACGAGCUCAUGCUGUCCAUGCUUUUCAACCAGUUCCCUGGCUUCAAGGAGGUCCGUCUGGUCCCUGGGCGGCAUGACAUCGCCUUCGUGGAGUUUGACAACGAGGUGCAGGCAGGGGCAGCUCGUGACGCCCUGCAGGGCUUCAAGAUCACCCAGAACAAUGCCAUGAAGAUCUCCUUUGCCAAGAAGUAGCACCUUUCCCCCAUGCCUGCCCCUUGCCCUGUUCUGGGGCCACCCCUCCCCCCUGGCUCAGACCCCUGAAGGUAAGUCCCCCCUUGGGGGCCUUCUCAGAGCCGUGUGUGAGUGAGUGGUCGCCACACAGCAUUGUACCCAGAGUCUGUCCCCAGACAUUGCACCUGGCGCUGUUAGGCUGGAAUUAAAGUGGUUUUUUGAGGUUUGGUUUUUCACA